AUGCCCAGCCAUGAGGGAUCCGGGAGUUCCUCCAACGGAGGACCUCCCCAGCAGAUCCUAGUGAUUGGUGGUUCGUACUCUGGACUUGCGGCAACCGUCAAUCUUCUUGAUCUAUGCCAGGGCCGAAAUUGUCGAUUUGCUGGUGGGUUGACUUCUGAGUCAGGAGACGUGAAAAAGAAGGUCAAUGUGCAGGUAACCAUCGUGGAUGAGCGAGAUGGCUACUACCACCUCAUCGGGACACCACUUGCAUUCGCUUCGGAAGAAUAUGCCUCUUCUGCAUGGAAAAGGUUCACAGACAUCCCGGCCCUACAAACCCCAGCCGUUAAAUGCAUCCAAGGUAGUGUCAGACAAGUGGACUGUGAGCGAAAAAUCGCCAUCAUUAGGGAAGCCGUCACAAACAGGGAAAUUGCCCAAAAGUAUGACUACUUGGUCGCAAGCUCGGGCCUGAGACGGACAUGGCCAAGCGCGCCACAGGCUUUGACCAGAGAUGAGUAUCUUCUUGAAACGGGGAAACAUAUUGCGAAAACAAAGAUUGCAGAUAAUGGGGUAGUUGUGAUUGGUGGUGGUGCUGUCGGUAUUGAAAUCGCAGCUGAGUUGAAAAUGGUACAGCCGGACCGAAAGAUUACCCUGAUACAUUCGAGACCCAAGCUUCUCUCAUCCGAGCCGCUUCCUGACGAGUUCCGCGAUCGGGCCCUCAAGCUACUUCAUGACUGUGGUGUUGACACCAUUAUGGGCUCACGGGUCGCUGAAACAACGCAAACACAGUCGAAGGAGGGUGUUCCCCCCAUUCACAUCGUAAAAUUAGCAAAUGGUCGUACGAUGGAGGCCAGCUACGUCAUCAAUGCCAUAUCCAAGUAUAGUCCAACUACUUCCUACCUGCCCAAUUCCGUGCUUGACAGAGAAGGUUAUGUGAAAAUUAAUGCGACCCUAAACUUCCCGGAAGAGGUGCCAAAUUCCCAGUACCAUUUUGCAGCAGGUGACGUUGCUCUCUGGUCGGGUAUCAAACGGGGUGGUAGAGCAAUGCACCACGGGCACUACGUUGCCAUGAACAUUUACCAGCGAAUGCUGAGCGAGAUGCUUGGGACAGCGCCAAAAUUCUCGGAACUGCAGGACCUGCCCCCGUCAAUGGGACUGGCUGUGGGGAAAAAUGCAGUUGCAUAUAGUGACUUUGAUGGUGUGGUGUCUGGAGAAGAAGUCUUAAAGCUGUUCUUUGAGGAUGAUUUGGGAUUUUUAAUUUGCUGGAAUUAUAUGAAGCUUGGAGACGCGGCGAACUAA
Molecule: messenger RNA, 1275 nt
Organism: Paracoccidioides brasiliensis Pb18
Exons: 5
Coding region: 1-1275 (424 amino acids)
Cellular component (GO): cytoplasm
Molecular function (GO): electron-transferring-flavoprotein dehydrogenase activity; flavin adenine dinucleotide binding
Source: RefSeq, a predicted model, not a curated record